GUACGAAUCAAUCUCCGCAUAACGGAUUCAAUCGAUUACGUCUGAAAUUGACUAUAACGGGAAGCUUUCAAUGCGCAUGCGCUCCCUCUCGUCUCCCUUUCUGCCAAACUGUCGGCCAUGGCUCCGAUUAAAAAGCAGGUGACCAAGGGUGGGAAGAAGAAAAAGCAGGUCCUGAAGUUCACCCUGGACUGCACCCACCCUGUGGAGGAUGGCAUCAUGGAUGCUGCUAACUUUGAGCAGUUCCUUCAGGAGCGCAUCAAGGUAAAUGGUAAAUCUGGCAACUUGGGUGGUGGCGUGGUCUCCAUCGAAAGGAGUAAGAGCAAAAUCACAGUGACAUCUGAGGUCCCCUUCUCUAAGAGGUACCUGAAGUAUCUUACCAAGAAGUACCUCAAGAAGAACAACCUGCGUGACUGGCUGCGUGUAGUAGCGAACACCAAGGAGAGCUAUGAACUGCGCUACUUCCAGAUCAAUCAGGAUGAGGAGGAGGACGAUGAAGAUUAAAUCCAUGCCACUCUUUUGUAAAUUCAAUAAAAUUUCAAAAGAAAUCA
Labeo rohita (rohu) is the source of this 548-nucleotide messenger RNA. It is a transcript of the gene rpl22, whose product is annotated as ribosomal protein L22. Lineage: Eukaryota; Metazoa; Chordata; Actinopteri; Cypriniformes; Cyprinidae. The transcript is spliced from 4 exons. Gene Ontology annotation, molecular function: structural constituent of ribosome; RNA binding. Bases 118 to 501 code for a protein of 127 amino acids. Gene Ontology annotation, biological process: cytoplasmic translation. Gene Ontology annotation, cellular component: ribosome. The record is from RefSeq and is a predicted model, not a curated record.